AUCCAUGUCUGGAGGGGCUUAUGGUAUAAAAGCAUCAGGGGAAGAUUCAUCGUGUUAGUUACCCCCAGGACGUCGUCAUGAAGGGUCUCGCUGUCGUCAUCCUGGCCUUCGGCGCCGCAACGGUGGCUGCCAAAGCCGGAGGGAAGUUCGUGCCGGAGGUGGUGAGGUUCCUGGAGCGGGCGCCGCAGCUCCCGCCACAGCGCAUCGUGGGCGGGGAGGUGGCGACGCAAGGGCAGUUCCCGGCUAUGGUAUCCAUUCAGCAUCGCAGUCUUUUCGGAAGCUCUCAUACGUGUGGCGGGACCAUUAUUAACGAUAACCACGUCCUGACAGCUGCCCAUUGCGUCAAGGGAUACUCCGACUCCUCCUUCGACAUCGUGGCCGGAGAGCAAAACCUCGACCACACUUCCGGUUUGGAGGAGACGAAGCGGAGCCAGAAGGUCUUCAUGCACGACUUCUCAACGACCACGGGAGUCAAUGACAUCGCUAUUAUCAGGACGUCCCAUAACUUCGUCUUCGUCCACGAUUUGGUCUCCACGGUCGCUCUGCCCUCGGACUACCAGGAACCUUCGAAUGGGACUAUUUGCACGGCCGUCGGAUGGGGCUACACGGUGGAAGGCGGAGACGUGAGCAGCGACCUGCGCUACGUGGACCUCCCUUACCUGACGGACGAGGAGUGCAGGGACAUCUACGGGGAGGACUCCGUCAUGAUCGACAUGAUUUGCGCUGGCUUCCUCGGCGGCCAAGGAGUGUGCAACGGCGACUCUGGCGGACCCCUCUUCUGCGACGGCGUCCAGCAGGGCAUCGUGUCCUGGGGCUCCGGCUGCGACGCCUACCCCGCCGUCUACACGCAGGUCUCGCACUACCUUGACUGGAUCAAAAUCAACAUGGAAGCUUAAGUCGCGUAGCUAACUAGCCCAUUUUCGCUGAUUUUUGCCAUAAACAAAAAUCUUUUGGGGUUCGUGUUUCACAUCCGGCUUUAUAAGCGAAGAUUAAUCUCAAAAUCGUAAAUUUGGAUGGCAAAAGCUCAAGCAUCUUCUAGAAAAUCUGAUUUACAUACCAUGUCAGAAAGAAAACAACAGUCUGAUCCUCGAAUGCGUUUUGCCUUUCUCGCGCGAUCACGUGAUUUCUCAACGGUUUUUUUUUUAAAGAGAACAGAACUAACUUUGGAGAUCUGAGAACAAUAGCGGAGCUGGGGGGGUUACCACACCCUGGCCACUGACGGAGGAAGACUCCAAAUGAAUAAAUAAAAUCACAUAUGCAUGA
This is a messenger RNA of Penaeus vannamei (Pacific white shrimp), 1263 nucleotides long. RefSeq names its product trypsin-1. Gene Ontology annotation, biological process: proteolysis. Gene Ontology annotation, molecular function: serine-type endopeptidase activity. Lineage: Eukaryota; Metazoa; Arthropoda; Malacostraca; Decapoda; Penaeidae. The record is from RefSeq and is a predicted model, not a curated record.